CCUACCAUAAAAACUUGUUUCUUUUGUUGGUCGACCAAUCCUGAAAAAAAGUUUUGAACCAUUAAAAAGCAUGACAUUUUUUGUACAUGAAGAUUGAACAAAUACUCAUACACAUGGCUUCCUGCUUCCACCCUUCUCCAAUGGCUACAAACCACCGCGAAGAAGACUCGAUCAUACUUUUCUCAGCAUCCAACUCUCCCGAUGAAUUCUCCUCAGCUUCCUCUUCCUUUUCUUCUUCACCACUCCCAACCCCUAACCGCUACUCUUUAACCGUGACUAACCUCUCCUACACCAUCCACCAUGUCAACAUACUCAACUCUGUGUCCUUUGCAGCCGAAUCCUCCAAAAUCCUGGCCGUGGUUGGACCGAGCGGAACAGGCAAGUCCACACUUCUGAAGAUCAUUUCAGGAAGAGUGAGCAACAAGGCACUAGAUCCUUCUUCAGCAAUUUCGAUAAACGAUGGUAGAAUCAGCGACUACAAUCAGCUACGCAAGCUGUGCGGGUUUGUUCCACAAGACGAUGAUCUACUUCCUCUGCUCACUGUGAAAGAGACGUUGAUGUAUAGCGCCAAAUUCAGUUUAAGAGAAUCGACGGCGAAAGAAAGAGAAGAUAGAGUGGAGAGCUUGUUAAGAGAUCUCGGUCUUGUUCUCGUCCAGGACAGCUUCGUCGGAGAAGGAGACGAAGAGGAUCGUGGCGUCUCGGGAGGAGAGAGGAAGAGAGUCUCGAUAGCCGUUGAGAUGAUCCGUGACCCACCGAUUCUGCUGCUUGACGAACCGACCUCUGGUUUAGAUAGCCGAAACUCGCUUCAGGUCGUCGAGCUUUUGUCUUCAAUGGCGAAAUCAAAGCAGAGAACCGUCGUCUUCUCCAUCCAUCAACCAAGCUAUCGAAUCCUUGAUUACAUCUCCGAUUACCUCAUUCUCUCCCGCGGAUCGGUAAUCCACAUCGGGAACCUCGAACAUCUCGAGGACUCGAUUGCGAAGCUAGGAUUCCAGAUUCCGGAACAGCUUAACCCGAUAGAAUUCGCCAUGGAGAUUGUCGAGUCAUUGCGAAACUCGAACCACAAAGACUCGUCGCGAGCCGUGGAAUCAUCAUCAUCAUCAUCGAUCUGGCGUGAAAACAGCAACGAAUACGAUGGGAUGAUGAUCAGUACAAAGCAAGAGUUUCGUCUCCUCGACAUCGCCGAGAUAUCAUUUCUCUGCUCGAGGUUCUGCAAGAUCAUCUACAGAACAAAACAGCUAUUCCUAGCUCGAACGAUGCAAGCGGUGGUGGCCGGAUUAGGUCUAGGAAGCGUCUACACAAGACUCGAGCGAGACGAAGAAAGCGUAGCAGAGAGGCUUGGACUAUUCGCCUUCAGCUUAAGCUUCCUCCUCUCUUCCACAGUCGAAGCACUUCCCAUUUACCUCCGUGAACGACGCGUCCUGAUGAAAGAAUCGUCUCGAGGAUCCUACAGAAUCUCAUCUUACAUGAUCGCCAACACAAUCGCCUUCGUGCCGUUCCUCUUCGUCGUAUCGCUCCUCUUCUCCAUCCCAGUCUACUGGAUCGUAGGCCUAAACCCGUCGAUUCAAGCAUUCUCCUUCUUCGUCCUAUGCGUCUGGCUAAUCAUCCUCAUGGCCAGUUCUCUCGUGCUCUUCCUCAGCGCCGUCUCACCUGACUUCAUCUCCGGAAACUCACUCAUCUGCACCGUCCUGGGAGCCUUCUUCCUCUUCUCCGGCUACUUUAUUCCAAAGGACAAGAUCCCCAAACCGUGGUUGUUCAUGUACUACGUCUCGCUUUACCGUUACCCGCUUGAGUCGAUGCUGGUGAAUGAGUACUGGAGCGUGCGAGAGGUGUGCUUCUCGGGAGGGGACUUGGGGUGUUUGAUGACCGGAGAAGAUGUGUUGAAGAAGAGAGGGCUUGACAAGGACACGAGGUGGAUCAAUGUCGGGAUAAUGCUUGCCUUCUUCGUUUUCUAUCGAUUCCUCUGCUGGGGGAUUCUACUCCGAAAGGCUUCCAAAUCAACUCUUUAAACAGUUUCAUUGUACUUAACUUUUACCAUAUAUCUACACAGGUUUCACAAUAAGUUAUUACGGACGAUCAAUAUUCAAGCCACAUUAGUUAAGACCACAAACCAGAGUUUAGUAAACUUGGAUACUCAUUGAAAAAAGAAAAAAAAGAACAAACUUAGUUUGCAAAGCGAAAUGGCUUGAGAGAAAAUUAUUCUCAAGCUCUAGUGACUCCAUAC
Molecule: messenger RNA, 2221 nt
Organism: Eutrema salsugineum
Lineage: Eukaryota; Viridiplantae; Streptophyta; Magnoliopsida; Brassicales; Brassicaceae
Product: ABC transporter G family member 23
Exons: 1
Coding region: 87-2006 (639 amino acids)
Cellular component (GO): membrane
Molecular function (GO): ATP binding; ABC-type transporter activity; ATP hydrolysis activity
Source: RefSeq, a predicted model, not a curated record